This is a messenger RNA of Exophiala oligosperma, 3559 nucleotides long. RefSeq lists its product as uncharacterized. Gene Ontology annotation, biological process: proteolysis; chromatin remodeling. The transcript has 3 exons. Gene Ontology annotation, molecular function: histone H3K36 demethylase activity; histone H3K9 demethylase activity; cysteine-type peptidase activity. NCBI's taxonomy places the organism in Eukaryota, Fungi, Ascomycota, Eurotiomycetes, Chaetothyriales, Herpotrichiellaceae. Gene Ontology annotation, cellular component: nucleus. The coding region runs from base 41 to 3559 and encodes 1172 amino acids. The record is from RefSeq and is a predicted model, not a curated record.
UCGAAAGGCCCCAACGUUUCCAUCCUCAAGCUGGGCGACAAUGCUCAAGUUCCCAUCGGACCCUGGCGGCUGGCCGUCGUGGACUUGUUCGGACAAAGGGCACCAGAAGUUCUCCAUCGAUGGCCCUACCGUUUCAGUGCUUCCGGAUCUUUCUCGCUUGUCGUUUGGAGAAGCUUAUCAGCAACGACUAAAGCAACAUGGAUCUGUAGUCAAAGGCCGCACAGUAACUCUGGCAAGAGCAGACUGGACAAGUGCAGAUAAUCCCCUACAAAGGACAACGACAGCACCUGGUCCUUCGUGGGAGUCUCUCGAUGAAACCACCCUGAUCGAAAAGUGCGAAGAUGCCCUGACAAAGUAUAGGGCUGUCAAACUUGGCCCUCUCGAAUAUGUGACGUGCUCGGGACAGCAUCCUCGUCGACGCUCUGCCCUGGGACUUCCAGAGACCCCUCUGUCUACCAGCAGACGUCUUCUGGCCACUCACAACCACAUUCCCGGUGUCCAUUCGAGUCAAGUUCGUGUCAAUCUGGGAGCAUCCUUCGUGUUUCUGCACAAGCAAGAGGUGGAUCUUCAAUCUGUCACAAUGCUUUGGAGCGGUGACCCCGUCCUUUGGAUCGUCGUCCCGCCAAGGCAAGCCUCCGUCCUGGAGGGACGUCUCGCGGAGAACCUGAAGCUGCCGCAAGCCUGCAGCCAGUUUGUCCGUCAUGGCAAUCUCCUGGUGCCGCCGUCGGCGCUUUACGAGUGGGAGAUCACCUUUGACAUAUUCCUGCAGCGACCCGGAGAGGUCGUACGAACGGACUACCUCAGCUAUCAGUGGGCAUGGAACACCGGGCCCAACGUCGUCGAGAGCAUCAGCUACUGUGAAGCAGAUUGGUGUCCCUCACCCAUAUAUCGCCAUUGCCGGAAGUCCAGCCGCAAUUGUGGUUCGAGUCCCAUCACGGCCGAGGCCAUGGUACUCGGCCAAUAUCGUCCACUGGAUGUUGUGGAGGAAUGGGACGAAGACAUCAUCGACCCCCAAGAUGAUGAAGUCACAACGCCAGAUCAUGAUAGUGACUCACAGUCGGAGUCCACUGUCACCUCUCCAACGCAUGAUUCGCCUUCCUGCGACUGUUCUUCUGGUGGGAAGUCUCUGGCCAAACUGGAACUCAAAGCAAACAAUGCAUCGUCAGGCCCUCCUGCAAAUCGACCCCUUCAAGCUUACGUCCAAAGUGAGGAUGAGGAUUCUGAGAUGAAGGACGUCGACGAUGAUCCAUCUCCUCCACAAGAACCAGAGUUGCAAUCCCCUAGCAAUGACUCUAGUACGACGACGCCGGUGAACGUACCUAUGUUCCUGGAUUCUGACGACGAUACGGAUGAGGACGUGAAGGGCUCUGCAUACUCUCAGCCAGUGUCAUCACCGAGGAAUCAGUGUUCGAGCGAUGAAAGUAUAUCAAAACACGACGAAUGGCAGCCCGGGAAGUUCUACCGCUCCACAAACUUCAAGAAGGCCGCACUUAGACCGGCCCCGCUUCCGACGUUUUCGCCUGGACCACAGACAGACUCCCCGACGGGUGGCUUGAGCGACCUCUUUGUCACUAACUGUGAUGAGCCUACAUCAUCUGAGCAAGGGGACGCCAAAUCUGGACCUGGGUUGGAGAAAUCUGUCUGUGGGACGUCCGAUCCCUUCCAAUCGUCUCCACCGUUGUUCCCAGCCCUGUCUGUUUCAUCUUCAGAACCCUCAGGAACACCCCACUCCCAUCCGGAUCCUACAAAACAGUGCCGCUCUUCUGGCAGUAGUAUGUCUCCAGAUGCAAAGGCAGCAGAUGCCACGAUAAUCUCCAUCGCUUCUUCACAGGCAAGCUCACCACUCUUUUCUGGAUUUGUAGGGAGCAGGCAUUCAUACAAUACACCUCCUAGUACGGCUCACACGGCUCAAUGUGUGGCUGUAACCUUCCCGGCGCUCGAUCGAAAACUGCCAGAAGAAGAAAUGAUCCAGGAUAUCGAUCGACUGAUUGAGCUUGGAUGCCGAAACCGUGGUCUGAUUCCUUGGGUCACCACCCAUCCGCAGGCCGUUGAGCGCAUGUUAAAUACCUUUCGACCGGGCCAGUGGCUCAAUGACGAUGCGGUAAUGGAAUGCCUCUACCGUAUGGCCAUGGACCGAUGUGACGUGCACGUCGUGGAGUCUCAUGAUUUCAAUGCGGCCUACAUCCAGAAGAACCCGGCCAGAAUCUGCAGGUGGCAGACACCCUCGACAGCUCUGGUUCCGGUUCAUGUCGAGCAGACGAGCCAUUGGUUUCUGGUGAGCUUGCACUUCACCCACCGUCAACUUACGGUGCAUGACUAUGAGAACGAGAGGUCCGUAUCCGUGGCUCAUUUCAUUCUUUCCGGCGCACCAGAGCUCAGCGGGUGGACGGUGAGAUACAGUUCAGGUUCAAUCAAUGACGGCAAUAAUUGCGGUGUCAUUCUGCUCCACGAAGCGGACAAAAUCUUGGGACACACGGACCCAAGCCCCCCAAACUUCGUCGCUCUCCGGAGACGUUACAUACAAUUGAUUGUGGCUAGUCGACCGACGGAAGCUCCCCAAGCUACCUCGCCCUCUUCCGGAAAUGUCAGCACCACCGGUCCUUCAUCUUGGGGGUUGGUAAGCCCCAGCCCUGAUCCCUGCGCGGGGUCGAAACCGAAUUUCAAAGACUUGCCACCGCAAAUGAAGAUGAAAUUCCUUGCCUCCUCCAUGGGGUGCAGAGAGGUCUGGGAGGACUUUCGAGACCUAGUUUGUAUUUUGAAAGACCAGUCACUUCGAUUCCACAGUGAUACUCAAAGGACCAUGCAGCUGUACAACAGUAGUCGAAGUCUCCGGCAAGAUGUCCUUUCCGGUCGUACCCCAUCCAACGUAACCAUUCAGAACGCUCUAAGACUCUACGACACUAUCAGCUCGCCUGGACAUACUUCAGAAGUUUUAUAUACCAGCAUCCCCGGAGGUGACCAAGAUGGCUUGCAGGUAGCGGUCCAACUGUAUACCCGAGGACGUGGCUACACGAAGCUCGGUAGCCUGACACGAGAAUUCGGGGCACUGUCUAUUACUUCCACAUAUCGCGCACUAAUGAGAAUCUUUCAAAAUAAAUCGAACCCAGGCGCAUCAGAGGAUGUCGACAUGCAGAUAGUAGAUCGAACGGAGCCUGCCAAACAGGGCCAGGGAUCAGAUACGCUUACCUACAAGUACAUGCUGAAAUGUACUGGGCAGGAUGAAGACCCCAAAGCCCUCCGUCGUCUUCAGAGGGCCAUUUGCCGGGGCAAUCGUCUACACCACUUUGAAGACAUCUGCGGGCCCGGUCGACCGCUGUGGAUGCUACGACCGAUAAGAACGAUCUCGUGUCCUCUGGAUCCUGAUUACACAAUCAGGCCUGCUUGUUAUGAAAAACUUAACAAACGUAAUAUUCAAACGUUGGUUGACUCGGUCAGGGACAUUAAGCCUCGACUUUGGGACUUUUUACCACGCUGUGGGCGAGGGAUUGAGCGAAUGCUCGCUGGUGAAGGUGUUGAUGACGGAUUUAUCGAGGAGUUCGAAAGCCUCUUCUCGGGUUAA